AUGAGGGUUGUGGAAUCAAUAUUCAGAAGUAUGAAUUCAAGAGAUAUUGUUACAUGGAACACAAUAAUUGCUGGAUAUGUGAUGAACGGGUGCAACUCUAGGGUGUUAGGCCUGUUCCGUAGGCUUCUGUCUACAGGAAUGACCCCUGAUUCUGUUUCUUUCAUUAGUCUGCUCACUGCUUGUGCUCAAGUAGGUGAUGUCAAAGGAGGGAUGGCAGUUCAUGGUUAUAUUUAUCGGCAUCCAGUACUUUGUCAGGAAACACCCUUAAUGAAUGCUCUUAUUAGUUUCUAUAACCAGUGUGACAGAUUUGAUGAUGCUCUUCAUUCUUUCGCUGAUAUUUUGGACAAGGAUUCAGUAUCAUGGAAUGCAAUUCUAUCGGGCUGUGCUAACAGAAAAGAACAUAUUGAGGAGUUCGCCAAACUCUUCUGUGAAAUGUGCCGCAAGGUAACUCGUUGUGACUCAGUCACAAUCUUGAAUUUUAUCCGCAUGAGUACCUUCUGUGGUGCUAAGAGGGUCCGGGAAGCUCAUGGAUAUACCUUGCGAGUUGGUUAUAUUGGGGAAAUAUCAGUUGCAAAUGCUAUUCUCGAUGCAUAUGCAAAGUGUGGUCAGCCGCAGGAUGCAGAUACACUUUUCAGAAACCUAGCCGGCCGGAACAUUGUAACAGGCAAUACUAUGAUUUCUUGCUACCUGAAAAAUAACAGUGUAGAGCAAGCUGAGAGAAUCUUCAACCAAAUGCCUGAGAAAGAUAGGACAACAUGGAAUCUCAUGAUCCAGUUGUAUGCACGCAAUAAUAUGUCUGAUCAAGCUUUCUGCCUGUUUCAUCAGUUGCAGUGUCCCGAUACUGUUGGCAUUACAAAUAUUCUCCUGGCUUGCAUCCAUUUGAGUUCGGUACAACUUGUGAAACAAUGCCAUGGCUACAUGCUCAGAGCAUCCCUAGAAGACAUCCAUCUUGAAGGAGCUCUUCUUGAUGCAUAUUCAAAGUGCGGGAAUAUAACCAAUGCAUACAACCUAUUUCGACUCGGCCCUAACAAAGACCUUGUCAUAUUCACUGCCAUGAUAGGAGGCUAUGCAAUGCAUGGAAUGGCAGAAGAGGCAGUGGAGCUGUUUUAUGAAAUGCUUACACUUGACAUUAAGCCAGACCAUGUAGCUCUAACUGCUCUGCUGUCAGCCUGCAGUCAUGCUGGGCUUGUUGAUGCAGGAAUCAAGGUUUUCAAGUGCGCCAGAGAUAUUUACAGAGUUGAACCGACAGCAGAGCACUACACAUGCAUGGUUGACCUUCUUGCCCGCAGCGGGCGUCUCCAAGACGCAUACAGUUUUGCGUUGGAUAUGCCCCCUCACAUGGCCAAUGCAAAUGUAUGGAGCUCUCUGCUAGGAGCAUGCAAGGUCCAUGGAGAGGUCGGAAUCGGCCAACUCGCAGCUGAUCACUUGUUCUCCAUGGAGGCCGGGGACAUAGGGAACUAUGUCAUUGUGUCAAACAUCUAUGCAGCUGAUGAGAAAUGGGACGGUGUGGAGCAUGUCAGGAAAUUGAUGAAGUCCAAGGAUAUGAAGAAACCUGCAGGAUGCAGCCAGGCACUUGUUUAUAGCCAGUGA
Triticum turgidum subsp. durum (durum wheat) is the source of this 1590-nucleotide messenger RNA. The record is from the annotation of a GenBank genome assembly. NCBI's taxonomy places the organism in Eukaryota, Viridiplantae, Streptophyta, Magnoliopsida, Poales, Poaceae.